UUUUUCUCCUCGGCUCAUCGCAUUGUCAAGAUGUCGGACUAGCGUUUAAAGUUUUUGCACACGCAAGUGUGCCACUACAACCUUCAAAAUGCAAGCCAAAAUGGCACCUCUUACGCCCGCCGCCGUAAUCCUUUCGGCUGAAGAAACCUACUUAAACAAUCUUUCUUUGUCAAGUUUGAACAGCGAACAACAAAAUGAGUUGUGCGCCGUUCAUUAUAUGGAAGGAAGAGCCAUUGUCACCUCUCAGCAAUGAAGAGGUGUCAUGGCUCUCAGAUGACACUUUUUAUCAAACAUCAACGGAGCACGAACACAUCAAAUUCGAAGAUGAUUUGGUCCCUUGCGAAUCAAAGGCGGAAGUGGCCUCUCUCAUGCUCGAAAAUCUGGAAAAUCUUAUCAAUUUGGACGAACUCAUCAAGGAAGAACCAUCAUUCCUCCUCGACGAGAAAAUCCUCCCCAACAUUCUGGACGAUGUGGACCAAGCCCGUGCCAUACUCCCCCCACCUCCCACAAAGCUCGAGUACGUCCCCAACACCGACACCCAGUUCCUCCUCAAAGAGUUCGAAAAUGUCUACGACGUGGUCGAACUCACCCACGAGACCCUCACUCCGCCUCAGAGCCCCCCGCACGACUACAAGAUCCUCACCACUCUGGAGCCGCUCCUCCAGCUCCCCGUUGUACCUGAAAAGCUGGCGUACCCCACGGCGAUGACGCCGCAGCCCGACAUCGCCCACGAGCUGGCCGUCGUCGACGAGCUGGUGCGCACCCGCGUGGAGGACAUGCAGUGGAGCAGCGGGCCGUCUUCGCCCAACAGCAGCGACUGCUCGUCGGACGACCCCGAGUGGAUGCCUGAGCCGGUGGAGAGCUACGACGGAAGCGCCUCGUCUCCGAAGCAAGCGCGGAAGCGGGCAAAGCCCUACUCGCGCACCUCGCCCGUGGAUAAGAAGUCGCGGAAGAAGGAGCAGAAUAAGAACGCAGCUACGAGGUAUCGCAUGAAGAAGAAAGCCGAAGUCGAGGUGAUUCUGUCGGAGGAGAAGCAGCUGUCCAUGAAGAACGAGGAGUUGGAUGCGAAGAUUAACGAUCUUCAGCGGGAAAUCAAGUACUUGAAGGGGCUCAUGCGUGAUCUCUUCAAAGCAAAGGGACUUAUCAACUAA
This is a messenger RNA of Tribolium castaneum (red flour beetle), 1151 nucleotides long. RefSeq names its product cryptocephal (gene crc). NCBI's taxonomy places the organism in Eukaryota, Metazoa, Arthropoda, Insecta, Coleoptera, Tenebrionidae. Gene Ontology annotation, molecular function: DNA-binding transcription activator activity, RNA polymerase II-specific; RNA polymerase II transcription regulatory region sequence-specific DNA binding. The record is from RefSeq and is marked provisional. Gene Ontology annotation, cellular component: nucleus. Gene Ontology annotation, biological process: regulation of transcription by RNA polymerase II.